Messenger RNA from Halteromyces radiatus, 704 nucleotides. RefSeq lists its product as uncharacterized. NCBI's taxonomy places the organism in Eukaryota, Fungi, Mucoromycota, Mucoromycetes, Mucorales, Cunninghamellaceae. Bases 36 to 578 code for a protein of 180 amino acids. The record is from RefSeq and is a predicted model, not a curated record. The transcript is spliced from 2 exons.
CUUUUUUCUCUCUCUUUUUCUUAUUAUUAUUAUAUAUGGCACAUUCCAAUACGAAAUCAAAAACAAGCGAACCAGAUACCCAAGCUAAUCAAGUAUUGAAAACGCAGAUCGAUGUCUCCAUUGAUGCGGCAAGGUCACUAAUACAUUCCUGGUUACCGCCACCCAAACCUGGAGAAAAAAUGGACGAUGAUCAAGAUCAAGAAAUACUUUUUGAAAAAUUUUCCACUGGUCGACCUGACAGACUUGGACUAGGUGCAAAAUAUUUAUCACACAAUGAAGCCAUGAAAUUAAACACAACAACAGGAGGAGCAACAUCAAAACAACAAAUACAAUUGAAAAACAAAAUCUUGAAUCAAAACCAACGAGCAGCUUCCAAACGAAACCAUGGCAACAAUGAAUCACCGAAUUCUGCUAACAAACGAUCAAGGACCUAUGCUGAAGACGAUGAUGAUAGUGAUGACAAUGACAGGAAAGCAACCACUAGCAAAAAGAAGAAGACCAUAGGUGGACAAGGCGACUUCUUAUCCAUGUACUUAAAUGAACGAUCCAGCAAGAAAAAGAACAAGGCAAAAAAAUAGUCUAGGUAUUCCUUUUUUUUUUUUUUUUAGAUAGAACAUGUGUAUAUAGUUUCAAGUAUAUUCCCCCCUCGAUAUUUUUUUUAUCAAUAAACUUUCUGGUAGUCCCUUCGAGCAUUUUGAAAUCAG